AUGACGCUCGAUAAAAUCCUACAACCGCCACCGCCAUCGCUGGCCGUGGUGGCAGUAGGUAACGGUGCCGGUAGUGAAUCCUUGAACAUCAUCAUCCCUGGUUCGACUCGAAAUGGCAACAAUAAAAAUAAACUUCCCCAUACGCUGCAACAAUGGCAGGAAGAGCAACAACGCCAACCUAAUAGAGCCAGCAACAAUUGCAAUCAUAAACCUAAUCAAAACAAUAAUUAUCGUCACGCCGCGGCCGUCACUGCUGGUGUAAGGCAGCGAUUGUUCGGUGGAACAGUUGGCAGGAUGGAGGCUGUUCCGCAAAUUAAAAUCGUUAUUGAUGAUACCGAGCUGGAUCGACGGCGUGGAGAAAAUAGUGGGGAAAGACAAUGGGACGAGGGGGUUGUAUCCUCACCGAGCCUACUGACUCCAGGCAGUCCUCCGGCAACGUUCUGGGGCUUUGGGUUCGGAAACGUGGACAGCGCUGGGAACGAUGAUAGUGAAGAUGAAGCGAGUUAUGAGGUGGAAUAUGAACUGGACGAAAUGAUAGCCGUGGUAAACGAUGACGAUGUAGAUAGUGAGCUGGAUGGUGAUCAUCAUCAUCAUCAUCAUCAUCAUCAUCAACACCAUUUGCACCACGAUGAUGAGCUGGAGGACAAUGGCGACGAUGACGAGAGCGAACAUGGCUACAGAAGCGCGUGCAAACUAUCGGACAAAAAUAGGGCCGACCGGCUUGCGCGUCCACGAAUGUCACUGCUGGGGAAGCCGCUCAACUAUAACCGCGGCUCACGACGUGAUGCCCGUUAUAGGCGGCUACAGAGCAGGGUCUACAACUUUCUGGAACGACCGCGGGGCUUCAGAGCGAUUUUCUACCAUGUACUUGUAUUCUUCAUGGUGUUCACAUGUUUGGCCUUAAGUGUCUUCUCAACUAUUCAGGAAUACGAGGAACAAGCAAUCGCCAUCUUAUUCGUCAUGGAAAUUAUCGUAGUCAUAUGGUUUUCAAUCGAGUUCUUCCUGCGACUGUGGUCAUCAGGAUGCCGGUCACGAUAUCAAGGAGCCGUAGGGAGGCUGAAAUUUUUAAAACGGCCUUUUUGUAUUAUAGAUGUAGUUACGAUAAUAGCAUCGAUAGUGGUACUUGUGAUGGGAACAUCCGGCCAGGUCUUUGCUACGAGUGCAUUGCGUGGCCUACGGUUCUUCCAGAUCCUGCGCAUGGUGCGGAUGGACCGACGUGGUGGCACGUGGAAACUGCUAGGGAGCGUCGUUUAUGCUCAUAGACAAGAAUUAAUUACAACAUUGUACAUAGGAUUCCUGGGCCUUAUUUUUGCCUCGUUUUUAGUGUACCUAAUGGAGAAGGAUGUGAAGGAAACCAAAUUCAAUAACUUUGCUCAAGCCUUGUGGUGGGGUGUGAUAACGCUGUGCACGGUCGGAUACGGCGAUAUGGUACCGGAAACGUGGCAAGGAAAAAUUAUUGCAUCGUUUUGCGCCUUACUUGGAAUCUCGUUCUUUGCCCUGCCGGCGGGCAUUCUCGGUAGCGGGUUCGCCUUGAAAGUACAACAACAGCAACGGCAGAAGCACAUGAUCCGACGCCGUCAGCCAGCUGCCACGCUGAUCCAAUCGCUCUGGAGAUGCUACGCAGCGGACGAACACUCGCUCUCGGAAGCGACGUGGAAAAUUCACCAAGUACCUCUUCCCAGCCCGCCGCCAUCAAACGAUUACUGGGAUCUGCUGCUCGAAAGUCUCAACAUCCAUAGAAAUGGACUGAGUCAAAUUUCGCUUAUCAGGCGGGCGUCUUCGAGCUUCAAGCACAAUGCCUCGUUCGUGGCCCGGCUGCCGACGAUCCGGCGACAUAAGAGCCAAUCGCUGCACUCGCCCGGCAAUGCGAAACCACCGAGCGGCAGCGGAGGAGCCAGCAGUGGUAGCAAUCGAGCCGGCCGCUGCCCACGGGUGACGGACAUCAACGCUUCCUCGGAGAACCUGGAAGUGACCAACAACGGUAGACCCAUGAAUCCCAGUCUCAGCGAAGACUCGGUAGCGGAAACAGCACUGUCCAAGAAAAAUUCCGAUGACGAAGAUGAGGAACCUAGAUGUAUACAGCUAACGAACCAGCACAAGGGGGCCAUCCGAUUCAUCCGAAAGAUGAAGUACUUUGUAGCGCGACGAAAGUUCAAAGAGGCCUUAAAACCGUACGACGUGAAAGACGUCAUGGAGCAGUACGCAGCCGGACACGUCGAUCUGCUCGGCCGAGUGAAGAAUGUUCAAACUAGGUUAGACCAAAUUCUUGGCAAACAAGGAUCAAAAUCAAAAGAUGUGUAUGCAUCGAAAAUUAGUUUAGCUUCUCGUGUAGUGAAAAUUGAAAGACAAGUUGACGACAUAGAGACAAAGGUAGAUACGUUUAUAGAGUUAUACAUGCAGGAUCGGAAGCGCCUUUUAUCACUUCCACUCCAUCCUGACACAUCACAUUCCAACAAUCCAAACCUUCCAUCGUUGCCACCGAAAGGGGGCGGAGCAGCGGCUGUAAUCACGUCUGUGACAAGUAGUUCUAGUGGUUCGUUAAAACCAAAACCUAUUUUAAUAGAUAAACAAUUUUCGGAACCGAAUUCACCGAUCGCGAAAACAUUCGAAGAACCAAUACAGCAGAGACGUCCACCAAUGCAACGCGGAUUCUCCGACCUGGGACAUAGGAUUAAGAAGCGAGUUACUUUAAGCUCUAUACCCCCGCAGUACGUGGGGAACAGUACCGGUCAAGCGCACGAUCGUGGUGAUGUCGUAAUCGUAGUUCCUAACCUCGAAUCCGACCAGCUGGAGCCGAUCGGCAUUGAGGACCUAGCAUCCGUCUGCAUCGACACCGAAAUCGAAAUCGAGCCCGGUAGCCCGAAAACCAUUACGGAAAGUUCAAUUAUCAUGAUGGACGAAGAAGAUGAUGAAGACGACGAAGAGGAAGACAUCGAAGAGGAGGAACUGGACAUUGUGGGAGAAAUCGAUUCCCCUCCUUGGGACAUGUACGGCGAGCUGGACGUCGAGGAUCAGGACGAAACGACGGAGAACACGGCCUUACUGCGAACGGCCGCCAAGACCGAGAUCAUCGUCACGCCAAUUAGUCCGGUCAGCUCCGCAUACGAGCUAAACCGAAUGGAUAGCGACGAAUACAAACGGCCACGUCUGGGUGCCAUGGGAGCCGGUAGCACCACCAGCACCAAUAACGGUGCAGCCACAACACCAAACAACAACGACAGUGACGACCGCCAGCAAAUCACUGCAGGAUCUUCCACCGGUGGCGGUACCACGAUGGACUCGCUCAGACCGGAGAUGACCCCACAACAACAGCAGCAGCAGCAGCGCAGCCUCGCCUCCGAAGACAUAUGAGAAUGGCUGAAACUGUCCCCAAUGGUCCCAUUUAGUUUGAGCUGCUGCUGCUGUUGCUACUGUUACGGCUGCGACUACCACUUCCCAUUCCAUUCCCAGUUCUGCUAUGUUUUCCAAAAUAUUUCUCGACUGGUGCUACUACUGCUAGCGCUUUCCGUCUGGACGCCGCCACUGACCAUCACGUUCUUGACAUGUCCAUCAACAACAGUUGCUGCCAGCAUGGAGACGACCACAAAGACCAAACCUCCAAAUGGGCACCACCAGCAGCACCUUAAUCACCGAAACUUGACGGCAGCACUAGCAUACGAAAUCCUAAAGUUUUAGUAGAUCUAGUUGUUAAGCAAUUGAUUUCUCCACAAAAGUUAAGUCAUUUCCUCGACAGUAUAGUAUGAACGAAAUUCAUGAAGACGAUUUUAGAAUAUAAGUUUAAAAGUUGUUUUUAAAAUCCACGUAUCGAUUGGGCAAUUUAGAUCUUGAAGAAAUGAUUGCUUGUGAUUCUCAGAUAUCCCUAUAUCGACAUAGUGUGUCUAGCAUUCUUGAAAAUUUUAGCGAAAAUUUCAUUGAUUUGCGUGUAAGUAGUACUUAAUCAAGAUUUUAAAUCUUCCGAUUCUAGACGAUUAAUAAAUACUAUAGAGGUUUGACGCAAUGUCAACCGCUUCGGUAUGGAGAGUGAUGCAUUGAACGGAGGUAAAUUGUGUUGUGGUUAGGGCUGAAAAGGGUUAAUUUUCAGUUGAAGAUUACAUGCGAUUUUUACUGAAGACGCUUCCUAAAUCCAUACUCCGAUUUAAAAAAAAACGGGGUGAGGGAUUUUCGUCAAAUUCUUUGACAUGACAGAACGGUGUUGUAAAGAUUGCAAUGAUGAGUUUAUUUAUUGUUUACAUGGGUGUACCUAAGGGAGGCACGGGACAUCGAAUGCAUCUCCCCCUAAUUCAGUUACAGUAUUAAUUUUCAGAAUUAAUUUAUUUUUAUUUUUUAUUAUCGUGAUUUUUAGCCGUAGGCUAGUUUGUACGUUUAAGAAUAUGGAAUAUGGAAUUGCGAAAGUUCCAGGAAUUGAUUACCGUAAGCUGUCAGUUUUGAUCGCACAACUACUGACAGCAUGGUGGGAAAAAGAUAUUCAAAAAUCCAACACCUUAGGUGUUUUAUGAAGGCUGACCUUCAUGAUGGGCCAAAACUUCUCAAUCGGGUGAAGUUCUGGCCAGUUCGGUGGGUUGACGUCUUUUGGUACAAAAAGUAAGAGGUUGUAUGCACGACAGUAGAUUUGACGUAGAAUUACGUGCUCGGUAUCAAUAUUCGGCGACUGUGUUAGGGAAUCCACUUUUUCUCAUCACGGAAACGCCUCGUUCUUUCGUUGUGUACUGGAGAACAAUGUUCAACGCCACGCGUCGAAAACACUGCUGCUACUGCUGAUGCUGAUGAUGAUGACGACCGAUCGGACACCAUCACACAUGGUGAUUGAAUAAGCACCGUUCGGCGAGACCAGAUGGAAUUCGAUUUUGAAAUCUGAGUUAGGGAAAGUGUUCAUUUUAGCAGAUUUGUAGAAAAAUAUUCAAUCGAUAAUCUUGUUUAGAAUUAAAAUCCAUCCACUAUUGACAGGGUUAUAAGUGGUCAAAACCUGACCACUUUUCGUAACACGGUCGAUUUUGUUUUUUUUUAAUUGCACCCCCGAAAUGUUGCCAAAAGACGUAAUCAUACGGCAAAACAACAUUACUGUCUUUGUACCAGUUUAACACCAGCCGCGCGUAGUGGCAGUAUGCCAAAUCCGGCCAAGACAGCGUCUCGCCUCCGUGAGACCGCAGGAAGGGUAGGAAGCGCUGCUGGCGACACCCGUCCCGGCAGAUUUGCCCGUUGAUGGUACUCCUGCCCCGGAAACUGCUUUGUGCUGCUUUGAUGUAAGUCUCGUCGUCCAUCGCGACACACCUCGGUUUCUUCAGCCACUCCUGGUACAGCUUCCUGGCACGGGUUUUGGCCAUCGUGUUUUGUUUGUCGUUCCGGUUCGGUCCUUUUUGGACCUUGUAGACGUGGAUGCCGGCACGUGUAAUCGUUUUUUCGACAAACCAGGUGGAAACA
Molecule: messenger RNA, 5418 nt
Organism: Ochlerotatus camptorhynchus
Lineage: Eukaryota; Metazoa; Arthropoda; Insecta; Diptera; Culicidae
Gene: KCNQ
Product: KCNQ potassium channel
Exons: 19
Coding region: 1-3351 (1116 amino acids)
Biological process (GO): potassium ion transmembrane transport
Cellular component (GO): membrane; voltage-gated potassium channel complex
Molecular function (GO): voltage-gated potassium channel activity
Source: RefSeq, a predicted model, not a curated record